This is a messenger RNA of Coffea arabica (coffee), 462 nucleotides long. The record is from RefSeq and is a predicted model, not a curated record. Lineage: Eukaryota; Viridiplantae; Streptophyta; Magnoliopsida; Gentianales; Rubiaceae.
AUGGGAUUCUCAGAGAGAUGGAUAAACUGGAUAUGGCAAUGCUUAUCAACUGUCUCAUACUCCUUCAAGAUUAAUGGUGAUCAGAAAGGCUUUGUCACUCCCAAGAGAGGGAUAAGACAAGGGGAUCCUCUAUCCCCCUAUUUGUUCUUAAUCUGUUCUGAGGGUCUAUCAAACCUGUUGCGAAGAGCUGAGGCAAGCAAACUGAUAUCAGGUAUUAGUAUCAGUCGAAGAGGCCCAUCAGUAUCACAUUUGUUCUUUGCUGAUGAUACUUUAGUUUUUUGUAAAGCCAGCCCAGAUCAAGCUGAGGAACUCAUGAACGUUCUAGUCACAUAUGAAAGAGGCUCUGGUCAGAUGGUAAACUAUGACAAAUCAUCCGUGUUUUUCAGUAAGAACACACCGGAGGGGGAGAAAGUUUGCUGUUUGCAGAAAGUUAGGAAAUGUCCAAAUGGUAAACCAAGGUAA